Meloidogyne enterolobii is the source of this 336-nucleotide messenger RNA. NCBI's taxonomy places the organism in Eukaryota, Metazoa, Nematoda, Chromadorea, Rhabditida, Meloidogynidae. The record is from the annotation of a GenBank genome assembly.
AUGUUGGAGUUUUUCUACACAGGAAUGGUUUCUGAUGAUAAAAUGAAAAGUCAUUCUGAUGAAAUUUUUGCUAUUGCACAUAAAUAUCAAGUAGAAAUGUUAAAGUGUUUAUGUGAACGUUUUAUGUCUUACAAUAUCAAUAAUGAAAAUAUUGUUAAAUAUUGUGGUUUUAUUGACUUAUAUGGUGCUUCAAUUUUGGAGAAGGCAUGUACAUAUUAUGUUAGCGUUAAUGGAAAAAGCUUUUUAAAGAGCAAAGAAUGGGAAGAAAUUAAAAAUAAUUAUCCAAAACUUUUUCCUCGUUUUUUGGAGACUAUUGUUGAAAAUUUGGAAAAGUAA